UUAAGCGCACAGAACGCGUUUAACAACUGGUAGUAGAAUGUCUGGUCGGGGCAAAGGUGGUAAAGGACUUGGAAAGGGAGGUGCUAAGCGCCAUCGGAAGGUUCUUCGUGAUAACAUUCAAGGUAUUACUAAACCGGCUAUUCGUCGUUUGGCUCGUCGUGGUGGUGUCAAGCGUAUUUCUGGGUUGAUCUAUGAAGAGACACGUGGCGUGCUCAAAGUUUUUCUCGAGAACGUGAUCCGUGAUGCUGUCACUUACACCGAGCAUGCAAAGCGGAAGACAGUAACAGCUAUGGACGUGGUUUACGCUUUAAAACGCCAGGGUCGCACUCUGUACGGAUUCGGGGGCUAAGCCUUUCGUUUGACUCAUUUAAAACCAAACAGCAAGAAAUACAAAGGCUCUUUUAAGAGCCACCCAUAUUUUCACAAUGAGAGUUGUGUUGCUAAAUAGUUCGUUGAAAGUACGUCUUAUGUUUCACGUAGAUAAAUUCUUUGCGUUGUCUUAGUAUUCUUGGUUGAUAAAACGUGGAGUGAAAAUGAAAUAGAAAACCAGGUAAGUUCUUUCAUUGUGGCGUUGGUGUCUAAGCACUUGUAUUAAAAGGCCAUUUAGCCA
Messenger RNA from Dermochelys coriacea (leatherback sea turtle), 610 nucleotides. Its product is annotated as histone H4. The record is from RefSeq and is a predicted model, not a curated record. Gene Ontology annotation, cellular component: nucleosome. Gene Ontology annotation, biological process: nucleosome assembly. Bases 38 to 349 code for a protein of 103 amino acids. The transcript has a single exon. Gene Ontology annotation, molecular function: protein heterodimerization activity; DNA binding; structural constituent of chromatin. Lineage: Eukaryota; Metazoa; Chordata; Testudines; Dermochelyidae.